Molecule: messenger RNA, 855 nt
Organism: Polyodon spathula (Mississippi paddlefish)
Lineage: Eukaryota; Metazoa; Chordata; Actinopteri; Acipenseriformes; Polyodontidae
Product: cyclin-Q-like
Exons: 4
Biological process (GO): regulation of transcription by RNA polymerase II
Cellular component (GO): nucleus
Molecular function (GO): cyclin-dependent protein serine/threonine kinase regulator activity
Source: RefSeq, a predicted model, not a curated record
GUCUCUUUUGCUGGAUCCAGAGUCGGCGACUUGCACAGAUACCUGCUUCACUACCUGCUCUCUCUGAAAGCUGUGAUGAACCAUCAUGCCUGGGACCACACCCCUAUCGCAGUGACGACCUGGGCGCUACUGAGAGACAGUUACCACUGCAGCCUGUGCCACCCGCCCCAGCACGUCGCUGUGGCGAUACUCUACUUGGCACUGCAGACACUGGGGGUGGAGGUGCCUAGAGAGGGGGAGCGGGAGUGGUGGCAGGUGUUGAGUGAUGACAUCACCAAGCCAGCUAUCGACGAUAUCAUUGUUGAGCUUAUUCAGAUCUACAGCAUGGUCGCCAAGUGCACCUGAGAGAGAGAGAGAGAGAGACUGGGUUUAUGGAGAAGCUACUGGAACCAGACUGGGAAUACUAAUAGACUUUCCAGUGUGUAAAAUGAUGGACUAACAGCUAUCACUGUCAGCCCCUCUAUUAUCCAAACGUCAAACAAGCAUAUUUAAUUGGAAACGCCUCUCAACCUCAAUGUACUCAAGAUGUUCAUUUAUUUGAAAAUCGUUGCAAAUAAUGAUUUCAGUUUUCCACUGCAGGGGGAUUGGUUAAAUCCCAGGGAUAACAAAAAGUUCAAAGAAAAGUUUUUCUUUUUUCUCUUUGCGUUGAAUUGAAACCAUUUGUAUUUUUGUUUCCAUAAAUACAACUAAAUUAUAGGUAACAGAAACAUUUACAUAAUGUAAAAUAUUGGAUGCAUAACAGCUACUGCAAAUAUUUGCAAGCCUUUUCUUACACAUUUUUGCUUAUGGAAAAACACAGCAAACAUUUUUGGCACGAAUAUCAAAUUCCAUUUAUUUCUAUUUAGUAUAUUGCAA